CCAUGCUGCCUGAGCGCAACGCCUACUCCAGUUCCACUCCCUUCCUUUCCCCGAGUUUUUCCCUCGCUGCCGCAAUUUUUCCCUUCCACCACCACCUUACCACCGCCUCUUUUUUUCUUAACAAGCAGCCACAGUUGUUCCGUCGAAUCCGCUACCGUUCCUCUUUCCCUCGCCGAUUCGCCAGCGAAGGAAUUGCAAACUCGUCCACUUCGGCGGAAAUAGGCGCACGGCGGCAUCUUCUCUGUGUUUUGCUGACAGAGGAUACUUUUCGGCUCUGGCCUCCUCUCUCCGCUUUCUCAACACCAACAGCAGCACUAACUUUCGCUGCCUGCCCCCUCCCCCUUCACAACGUGUUACAGACCAGAUAAAAGCAUACACGAAACGUAUAGCCGAUCGAAUGUUUAUCCGACCAUAGCCGAAUUGGCCGAUCGAAUUAUCUAGAAGCAAUCGCCACUAGCUGCUCGUCUUCGCAACCGGGCUGCCUCGGCGCAAGGUAUUACCUCCCCAUUUUGCUACCUGGUCCGGGCCUUGAUUCCAAGGGCCCAGGGACUAGCUAGCAAAACAGGGAGUUAAAAAGAGGCGGGCGCAUGGCUCGAGCAUCGGGUUCAAGCAAGCGGCACUCUGGCGGCGCCGUCCAGCGGGAUCAAAGGCACGACAACUCCUCGUCGUCGGGCAAACGAUCCAGCAGGAAGAGCCAUGGAUCUUCGCAGGGCAACCACAAGGCAGACCAUGGCUCCGCCAUCAGUGCCGCAGCUCAGGCCAAAUUACACUCGGAUGCGUCUCUUGAACACGGCGCCAACAACAAUCUGGUUCGCAGGUACUCCCUCGACGGCAUUUCAGAGACAUCAUCCGACUCGGCAAACUCCCACCAGGCAGCCAAUGGCUCCGUCGACGACAGUCACCGUCAGAUUGACGUCAACGCCUUCAAGAACGUUGACGUCCACCGUGACUCAGGACCACUUCAAUUCGCCGCGACUGUGCUACGGACGCUGCCUCUGCAGGAUACGCUUGCCAUCCUUAUUAUUCUUAUGCAUGUGCCAUCGUUAUCGUUAUCUGCAAUCUACGCCAUCUUCACAUGCCUUACCUUUGUCCCCCCUGUUACCACCAGCUCUGGAAUGAAUAUCAAUAUUGCUGAACUCUUCGAGAGCAGCACCACUGCCCCAUCUCUUGUUACCCUCUGGUGCAUGGACCUCUUCUUCCUGCUUAUAUGGCUCUUUCUGUGGGAGCCUUUGCAGGAUGUUGUCCUCGACUUGGCUAAACCUAUUAUUGCGAUUACCCUUGGCGGAGGCGCCGGCUCGAGAAAUGGAUCCCCGCGCGGCCUCUUUACUUGCUUCUUUUUUGUCAUUGUGCAUCAUAUUAUACGAGGAACAAAGGCAUACUGGAGCAAGCUGGCCCCCUAUAUCCCGCCGACCUGGAGUGCUGCUCUUAGCUUCGGCAAAGAUUUCUCGAUUUCCACCGAACCAUAUCCAGCAGAACGAGAUACUUAUUUCUGGCUGCAGAGCGGCUUGGCGGUACAUAUUCUUACCCAAGGCAUUAUUCGUUAUAUUCGAGACUGGUAUCUCCGUCGAGAAAGAGCCAGCGCCAUUGUCAACGGAACCGAAAGCGAAACCAAUAAACAUAACACGUCAUCGUCAUCCACUGCGGGUGAAGGAGCGCAGGAAAAUGGGCACGCGGCUCAUGACACCGAUGUUGUGACGGCCCACGCGGCCAGCGUAGUCUCAGCCAAGAAGAAGCGAAAGCAAAGCGCCCAGGUGCGCCUUCAGCAGCCGCUGUGGGCAGCUCUCGCCAGUACCAAAAUUGUAGUCGUCAAAGAGUACGAGCUGUCCGAGAGCGUGUCAGACUCUCUCAACGCCAACGCUGUCGAUAUUCACAAUCUCGGAAAUGCACCCUUUGACAAAACGCCCGGCAAGAUCUGGAUUUCCUACGUGGGCGCUGAAGAAGUUUCCUUUAGCACUAGCCACUUCCCCAAAGCUAACACGCAGGUUAUGUGGGCGCAGGCCGGCGGUGAGACGAACCCGGAUAAGCUACGACCGUUUUACGUCCGAGUCAAUAACGCACCAUGGCAACUGACCCGAAUCAACCCUGUCAACAUCAGCCAAGGCGAAAUCUCUGUUGGCUAUCAGACGCAGUGGACAGGCGACAUAUAUGGCCUACGACCCUGCUCAAGAUAUGUCAUUGAAUUUGCCGACUCCCGAACCGACGAAGUCAUCUUCAGCGCCAGCAUUCGCACUGUCAAGGAGUCGAUUCGAAGCAAAGAUGGAAGCGCGCCAAUUCUACCCGAUCCGCCCGUUGUCCAUGACCCGCAGCCGCUCGAACCCGACUCGCCCAUUGUAACUGUCCGAACGUCUAUCGAAGCGGCCCAGCAGCGGCUAGCAGAGGAACGAAACAAGCUAAAGGCGCUGCGGAGGGACCAAAAGGCUCGAUUCAAUGCUCUGAAAAAGGAUGUUGAUGGUGCAGAGAACAUGUAUUCUUCGGCUGGCAACAGUGAUGAUAAACUGAGGGCCAAGAUUCGCCAGCAGGAAACGACCAAGUCCCACUACGAACGCGAAAUCAAAGAGAUCACCAAUCAGCUGAAACACUUUGAUGCCGAACCGGAGCUUUCUGACCGUAAAAAGAAGGCGGAACGAGCGUUUGCAGCCGAGAAGAAGCUAUUUGAGACGGCACAAAAGAACUUCAACGCAUACAAGACGAAGCUUGACAACGAAAUCAAAGAACGCGAGCUCGACCAGACGAACCUUAACUCGAAGCGAAACAAGAUUGCAACCCGAAUUGCCAAAGUCGACAGCGAGAUUGUCAACCUGACGGAUGCUAACAACCGUGGCAUCAAUGAGGCCGAGCGACGAAACCAGGAACGUGUCAGCUUCGUCAACAACAACAGCGCUAUCGAAAAGAACUACGCGGAGCGCAUUGCUGUCGUGAGUGCUGAGAAUGUGACCAAGGCCGAGAAUGUCCAGGCAUUACAACAGCAGGUUGAAGCCGCGCGAAGCUACAUGACCAAUGGCGCAGUCUUGGAUACGGCUGAGGCCCAGGGCUACCAGGGAUCACCCGGUGGAUGGAGCGGCAGUAACGGCGGCGUCGCCAUGAGUUCCUACCCGGCUAGUUACUGGGGACAGACGACAACUUCUGGCGACCUCAUACCCACCAUCGCGCCCUCGCAUGUCCCGGGCCUGUCACCAUGGAAUGCGGCCCCGCAUCAACACCAGCACACCGUCCAGACUAAGCGCGAUCGUAGUGCCAGCAUGCUCAGUGAUGGUAGCCGAGGCUCGCAUUCGAGCGGUGACAGCAUGAACGCACCGUUUUACAAGUCGCAGCCGCAGAUGGCCCGGAUGCAGGCGUUGUUCCACAAUGGCCGAGGCAGUGGAAGUAGCGGCAGCGGCAGCGGCCACGGUAGUAUCGGACCUGACAGCCCCAUCUAGUUCUAGCUAGUUGUGUAGUUGUUCCGCGUGUUAUUUUGAUAGUCUAAGGGUCUUGCAGUUGGUCUGGGAGCUUUUGUUCUCGCCUCCGUUUGCAGCGAACUUUGCAAUAUAUCAUCGCCUUGGCGAGGAAUAAGGCGGACGAAUUGACACAGUUUUUGACUCUUUCUUUACAUAGAAUGGGCUGUUGUAUGAUGCAGUGACUCGUUUGUUCUAGUUCUAGGUGCUACGCAAUGCUAUGUGAAGUAGUGAAAGCUGAUGUCUAGCAGCUCUGUCAAGUCUAGGAACUGUAUCCUGUCGAAGUAGACUAAUUGAUGGGCCAUGAUAACCCUGUGAAGUACCAUAAUCAAGAGUUUAUACACAACACAAGGCAGGGGUGUAGACCGGGAUGCCGUCAUAGCGUUGCAGCUGGGCCGCCGCAGAGAGGUUGUCUUAUGAGAGAGAAUUCCAAGUCUCAUCUGAUAGAUUUGUCUACCUCUCUAGUAUAUAUGGUAAAAAUUUCCCACAAUUCAUUCCUAAUUUUUUU
[Torrubiella] hemipterigena is the source of this 3939-nucleotide messenger RNA. The record is from the annotation of a GenBank genome assembly. Lineage: Eukaryota; Fungi; Ascomycota; Sordariomycetes; Hypocreales; Clavicipitaceae.